AUGGAUAGACAUUACGAAAAUGUCUCUUUUGGACAAUUUUCACCUGCGCCAGGAAAGGGAAGAAAGGACACCGAAGAGGUCUACGAGGAUAUCCCUGAAAGGAAGUCAUCUCCGCAGAUUUGGGAUCCAACCCCCAAAGCGGGUAGACCUGCAGCCCACAGGAGCCUCCGCGUCACCUGUGCUGCCCUGGUCGUGCUGGUUACGGUCCUCGUGUCUUCUCUCGUUGCGGUGACUGUCCUGUAUCUCCAGAGCCAGAGAUGCCCACGGGACGGCGAGAGCCACAGGAGAGCGGUGAACAUCAGUACCCUGAAGUCGGAGGUGGAAAUGCUACAAGGCUACUUGAAGAGCACCAAUACCGCCCUCGAAACACUCAAAAUGCAGCACAGAAACUUCGUGAAGAAAAUUUCCCAAAACUGGAGGUUCCACGGUGGGAAGCUCUAUUUCUUCUCCAAGGACAAGAAGACCUGGGUUGAGGCUGAGCGGUUCUGUGUGUCGGAGGAUUCGCACCUGGCGUCGGUGGCCUCGGUGGAAGAACAGACCUUCCUUUACAGCACAGCCAAUGGAGUCUAUCACUGGAUCGGACUCAGUGACCAGGACGCCGAAGGCCAGUGGCGCUGGACAGAUGGAACCGUCUACAGGGACUCUGAGAAUCAAAGGUUUUGGAGGAAAGGUGAACCCAAUAACCUGGGGAAUGCCGAGAACUGCGUUCACAUAUGGGGGAAAGCAGAAAAAUCAUGGAAUGACGCCAGCUGCAACAGAAACUAUCCAUUCAUCUGCAAGUGGGUCCCAAAGCCGUCCGGACGGUGA
Messenger RNA from Tachyglossus aculeatus (Australian echidna), 807 nucleotides. RefSeq names its product C-type lectin domain family 4 member K-like. Bases 1 to 807 code for a protein of 268 amino acids. NCBI's taxonomy places the organism in Eukaryota, Metazoa, Chordata, Mammalia, Monotremata, Tachyglossidae. The transcript is spliced from 7 exons. The record is from RefSeq and is a predicted model, not a curated record.